AUGCCCUUUCUCUCCAAGAGAAGACUCAGAAUAGUGUUGCUAGUGGUCGGGAUAGUGAUACUCACAUCGAUUACAGCACGAAUAGUAGUUCAAUUCCAACUGGGAAAAGAGAUCGAUCACUAUAGGACGUUUUUCAAGAAGAACAAGGACACGCUUCACGAUGUUUACGAUCCGUUGAGCAUCAAGCAAAUCCCAUACGAGACUCUCAGCGCAUUGCAAGAAGCACGGUUGGCAGAAGAAACCGGUAACCCACAGAAAGCAGUUAAAUGGGAAAGCUAUGCAUAUGUCAACUACGCUACGGAGCUAGAAUACUUGUGUAACACACUGGUGCUGUUUAAACGAUUGAGAAGUUUGAAUACCAAAGCGAAACUGGUCGCAUUAGUGUCUAGAGACCUGGUAGAAUCAGAAAAUAGUGAGAAACAGCGAAGUUCAAAAUUGCUGCUGGAAAAAUUAGUUCAGGUCUCACCCGAGCAAGUUGUCGUGAAAAUCGUAGACAGCAUUGUCAAGCCCGGAGAUCUGACACAAUGGAGCAAAAGUUUGACAAAGCUGCUGGUCUUUGAUCAGACCGAAUAUGAGCGUGUUGUGUAUCUGGACAGUGACGCCGAAGUCUCCAACAGUAUGGAUGAGUUGUUCUUUCUACCACCGUAUGUGACUUUUGCCGCACCGUUGACCUACUGGUCCUUGUCAAAAGAGGACCUUCAAGCAGCCAACGAGGAAAUACAUGCGUUUGAGCAAAAGAACGCUAAGCUGGAAAACGUUCUCAGUGUCCUUAACUCGAGAGUGAAAAAGAAACAACCAAUCUACAACCAUCUGCCUAGUGUCCCAAAUUCGCUUUGCUUUCACACUGCUAAUAUCGCUAAGGAAAUUCUGGACACUAGGUCCUCCGCAUCACCUGUCUUCAAUUUUGGGCCUCGGGAGGGUAUAGCCAAGAUAGCUUUUAGUCCUAAUCUGAUGGUGAUAAAACCAAGCGCUGAGAGAUUCCAGUAUAUUAAAGAGUAUCUUCUUCCCAAGAUAAUCAAACAAAAGGGACGGUAUGACACUGAUUUAAUCAAUGCGGAGCUGUACAACUUAAAGCAGGUGAUUCACUCACAGUUCAUGCUAUUUCGGAAGUUAAAAACCGCAUUUGUUCCAGAGGUAAUGGUACUGCCAUUUGGUGAAUAUGGUCUUCUCACGGGCUCGAUCCGCAACGACUUUCAUCGGGAGCUUCUCAGCCAGGAAAUUUUAGGGUAUAAGGCCCUGCGCACGCCUGAGCAGCAAACAUUGAAAUUUCUGAUAGGUAAAUCAAAGUUCAUCCAUUAUACUGACUCGGCGAUCAGUAAACCGUGGUACUAUAGCAAUUUCGAACAAUUGCAGUGUCAAGCUAAAGGAGACGAUGCGGAUGACGUGGAAAAAUGUAGAAUCUGGAACUCCGUGUACCAGAACUUCUGGGAAUCUAAAAAAGUGUGCGAACAGUAG
Lachancea lanzarotensis is the source of this 1455-nucleotide messenger RNA. RefSeq names its product LALA0S09e02828g1_1 (gene GNT1). Bases 1 to 1455 code for a protein of 484 amino acids. Gene Ontology annotation, molecular function: glycosyltransferase activity. The transcript has a single exon. NCBI's taxonomy places the organism in Eukaryota, Fungi, Ascomycota, Saccharomycetes, Saccharomycetales, Saccharomycetaceae. The record is from RefSeq and is a predicted model, not a curated record.